Molecule: messenger RNA, 1303 nt
Organism: Ailuropoda melanoleuca (giant panda)
Lineage: Eukaryota; Metazoa; Chordata; Mammalia; Carnivora; Ursidae
Gene: MNX1
Product: motor neuron and pancreas homeobox 1
Exons: 3
Biological process (GO): central nervous system development; regulation of DNA-templated transcription; spinal cord motor neuron cell fate specification
Cellular component (GO): nucleus
Molecular function (GO): DNA-binding transcription factor activity, RNA polymerase II-specific; sequence-specific double-stranded DNA binding
Source: RefSeq, a predicted model, not a curated record
CCCGGGGGCGCGCAGGGCGGCGCGGGCCUCCCCGCGCAGGCGGCGCUCUACGGCCACCCGGUCUACGGCUACUCCGCGGCGGCGGCGGCGGCCGCGCUGGCCGGCCAGCACCCGGCGCUCUCCUACUCCUACCCGCAGGUGCAGGGCGCGCACCCUGCGCACCCCGCCGACCCCAUCAAGCUGGGCGCCGGCACCUUCCAGCUGGACCAGUGGCUGCGUGCGUCCACCGCGGGCAUGAUCCUGCCCAAGAUGCCCGACUUUAACUCCCAGGCGCAGUCCAACCUCCUGGGGAAGUGCCGCCGGCCCCGCACAGCCUUCACCAGCCAGCAGCUGCUGGAGCUGGAGCACCAGUUCAAGCUCAACAAGUACCUGUCGCGGCCCAAGCGCUUCGAGGUGGCCACAUCGCUAAUGCUCACGGAGACCCAGGUGAAGAUCUGGUUCCAGAACCGGCGGAUGAAGUGGAAACGCAGCAAAAAGGCCAAGGAGCAGGCGGCACAGGAGGCCGAGAAGCAGAAGGGGGGCGGGGGCGCGAGCAAAGGGGGCAGCACGGAUGACAAGGGAGAGGAGGAGCUGCUGGGGCCGCCUGCAGUCGGGGACAAAGGCAGCGGACGCCGCCUGCGGGACUUGAGGGACAGUGACCCCGAGGAGGACGAGGACGACGAGGACGAGGACCACUUCCCCUACAGCAACGGCGCCAGCACACACGCCAUCUCCUCCGACUGCUCCUCCGAGGCCGACUCGCCACCUCCACGGCCCGGGGGCCCCGGGCAUCAGCCCCCGCCCCAGUAGGGCCCCCACCCCUCGGGCAGCCAGCAGCCCCGCAGGCCUGUGAACCAGGCCGCUGUCUGGGGCUGCGUGUGUGGGCUGCUCUCUAGAGGGUGGCCCAGCGGGUUCAAACUUGGACUCCUGUUCUUUUUUAUUUAAUUUUGGUUAGUGUUGGGGGGUGGCGUUUGUGAGAAGAGCUGACCACAACCAGGGGGAGCCUCCGACUCCCGUAUUCCUGAAUGGAGAAGGCAGGAACCUACAGUGUUGGACGACCUGGAAAACUUGAAACCUUCUCCGGAAUCGCCAUUCUGCUGAGUAUUGAAAAAGGGAAAAUGUUUUGUGCUUACCUAUCUUAGGGGGAACUUUAUGUCAUGAUCAUUCAAACUGCUGGAAAUCUCAGAACCGUACUGUCUUUAUUUUUGUAUAUUGUAUUUAUAUAUAUAUAUAUAUAUAUAAAGAAGCGUCUACUUAUGCAUGCUAAAUUAUUAUUUAGCUUCUCCCAUCGCCCAUGAUGGAAUGUAAAAUAAAUUGGUUUUUU